This is a messenger RNA of Triticum urartu, 1023 nucleotides long. Its product is annotated as cysteine-rich receptor-like protein kinase 10. Lineage: Eukaryota; Viridiplantae; Streptophyta; Magnoliopsida; Poales; Poaceae. Gene Ontology annotation, biological process: protein phosphorylation. Gene Ontology annotation, molecular function: protein kinase activity; ATP binding. The record is from RefSeq and is a predicted model, not a curated record.
AUGGAGUCUCUCCUCCUUGAUCUAUCAACACUAAAAGUUGCUACAGAUGAUUUUGCUGAACAUAAAAUGCUUGGCGAGGGAGGUUUCGGUGUAGUUUACAAGGGAGACCUACCUGAAGGCCAAGAAAUAGCGGUAAAGAGGCUCUCACAGACUUCCCGACAAGGAAUAGAAGAGCUGAAAACCGAGCUGCUUUUGGUUGCCAAGCUGCACCACAAGAAUCUUGUCAGGCUAAUUGGUGUUUGCUUGGAGGAACAUGAGAAAAUACUUGUGUAUGAGUACAUGCCAAAUAGAAGUCUUGAUACAAUUUUGUUUGAUGCUGAGGAAUCCAAGAAGCUAGAUUGGGGGAAGAGAUCCAGGAUUAUAAAUGGAAUAAUUCGGGGCUUACAAUAUCUUCACGAAGAUUCACAACUGAAGAUAGUUCACCGGGACCUCAAAGCAAGCAAUAUCCUUUUAGACUCUGAUUAUAAUCCUAAGAUCUCUGACUUCGGCUUAGCAAAGAUAUUUGGAGGGGAUCGAUCACAAACUGUUACACAUCGCAUUCUGGAACAUAGUACGUAUGGUCUGCAUGGGUACAUGUCGCCCGAAUAUGCAAUGCGUGGUCAGUAUUCCAUCAAGUCAGAUGUAUUCAGCCUAGGUGUUCUAAUUUUGGAGAUCAUCACCGGAAGAAGAAGCCAUGGACCCCACGACUCGGAGCAUGAUACUGAUCUCAUAAACAUUACAUGGGAACACUGGACCAAGGAAAGAGCGGCGGAGUUGAUAGAUCCAACCUUGAGGAAUCAUUGUCCCACUGACCAGUUGCUGAAAUACAUUCACAUAGGCCUAUUGUGUGUCCAGCAAAAACCCGCAGACAGGCCGUUGAUGUCAGCGGUGAAUGUCAUGCUUAGCAGUAGCACUGUGAGUCUUCCUUCUCUGUCCAGGCCAGGUUUCGGCGCCCAGGAGAUUGGGGCUAGCUCCAUAUCGGAAGAAAAUCCUGCGAAAGCGUCGUCAAAUAAGAUGUCCAUCACAGAACUUGAGCCCAGAUGA